AUGGGAUGUUUACUGAUGUUUGAAGCAGAGAAUGAUAAUUGUGAUUUAGAUAUCGAUCCCCAUGUGGACGACCUCAGACCUAAUUUCGCCGGGUUGAAUCGAUUUGUUGAGGCGUUGAUCACAUCUCUCCUGUCUGAAGCUAACGGUAUUGAUGAAAAAGAUGGAAUAUCUGACAAGAUUGACUUGAAGAGUGUAUUUGGAGAACAUCCAUUCAAAAAGCCAAGAUUCAGAUCUACUACAUGUAGCUCAGAAUCAUCUGUUGAUCUGAAUAUUGCUGAUGCGACUUCGGCUAAGCCUUUUGCAUAUUACGACACAAAUCACGAGUCCUCUCUCGUUGACAUUAUACAUAACGAUGGAUACCGUUUGGUUUCACCCAUCGGCGACGGAGCCCUCGAAAGCGAUUGGAGUGUUUCCAAAAUUGCUGAUAUCUACUAUAAUGAAAACGAGGCGGAAUUCUGUGACGCUUCUGUAUGGUAUCGCUUCGCGCUAAGUAUAAACAAUACCUCUCAAAGCUCACUCUAUGUCGCGCAGGUUUUGGAUACUCAGUGUGGCUGUGAAUUUCACAAUAUUAUCGGAAAAGAGGAUAUUGAUGGCGAGGUGCAUUACCUGGUGGAUUGGACCCCAACUUUGAUACGAGAUAUUGUAUUAAAAAAGGCACAAGCCCAGCCACUUAUUGAUCGAUUCGAAACUCGACACCAGUUACCAUCUGCGACUCGUUGCAGUCUAAAUGCGAAUCAAACCACAGAUGCAAAGCCUUUACAACAGGUUGUGAUCAAAUCGAACAUGCAAGUUGGUACUGGAAAACCGCGUGUUGGUCCUCGAAAAUCCCCAUACAGCUCUGACAUUUCACCCAAUGACCCAAGGGCCUCCAGAAGAGAUACAGCAGAGAAAAUGCUUAGAAGGUCUACAAAUCCUAUUAGGACUCCGAAAGUGGUUGAUAACAGAAAGCUUAAAAUAGUGAAAGGUGGACCGGAAACCUGCAAGAAACUCCCAACAGCUAUGAGCUCUCGUGGAAGGGUCUUAAGGCCUAGAAAGAUAUUUGAUUCAGGUGUCAAUAGUGUCUAG
Molecule: messenger RNA, 1065 nt
Organism: Sclerotinia borealis F-4128
Lineage: Eukaryota; Fungi; Ascomycota; Leotiomycetes; Helotiales; Sclerotiniaceae
Source: the annotation of a GenBank genome assembly